Molecule: messenger RNA, 1762 nt
Organism: Prunus avium (sweet cherry)
Lineage: Eukaryota; Viridiplantae; Streptophyta; Magnoliopsida; Rosales; Rosaceae
Source: RefSeq, a predicted model, not a curated record
AGCCUUAUUUAGUUAUUGUUGAAGAACUAUGUAGUUACAAUCAGUGCUACUUUGAUCACAUGUAUAGAAUGAAAGGAAACCGUACACAUGUUCACACUCCUGCACACCCACAAAAUUGGGGCUUGCAUGCACAGAUCACACAGAUGAGAGAGAGCUUUGGGAUUCAGUUCACAAGAACUUGUCGGUGCUACUUUUGUCCUGAUAACUCUUCACUAAUUGUUCUCAUGGGCUACUCUCAAGCAUCAGUUGAUUAAUGCUGUUAUAUUCUUGAAUUAUAAAGGGUACCUAACUGGAUAGAGUUAGACACCUAAAAUGUUGGCUUCAGCCAACUCAUCUGGUUCUAUCUUUGUGUUUGUGUUCUAUGAUGGUAUCGGGAAUUGGAACCGUGGUGAGUACUUUUUGAAAAAAAAUGUGUGUGUGUAUAUCUAGAUUUAAAUAAAGAACAAUUUCAAGCGGAAUGGAAUCCUGAGGAGGAAUUGCAUGUGAAGGCUUUGCUGUGAAAACGGUUUUUCCUAGGAAGUAAACUGUAUUCAAUUUUAACGCUUCACUAAAUCCUGCUUAAAAGGGAUAUCGUAGCAUUUAUCUUUGAGACAGGGAUGGCACUAACUGAAUAGUUUUGCAGUUAAGCUACAAUGGCUGUAGGUAAAGAUGCUUUGGAACGUCUAUGGUUUACCUCAAACUUGGAAAAGCUUUCUUCGGCAGAUAUAAUUAUCGAAGCUAUUGUGGAAUCUGAAGAUGUGAAGAAAAAGUUAUUUCUUGAGCUAGAUAAGAUCACAAAAAGUUCGGCCAUACUGGCAUCAAAUACAAGUUCCAUCUCCGUUACUCGCCUUGCGUCAGCAACUAGCAGACCACACCAGGUGAUCGGCAUGCAUUUUAUGAAUCCUCCUCCUAUAAUGAAACUUGUUGAGAUUGUGCGAGGAGCAGACACAUCAGAUAAGACAUUUGAUGCCACAAAAGCCUUGGCAGAAAGGUUUGGCAAGACAGUAAUAUGCUCGAGGGAUUUUGCAGGCUUUGUUGUAAACAGGAUCUUAAUGCCAAUGAUUAAUGAGGCAUUUUUUGCACUUUACACAGGUGUGGCAACAAAGGAAGACAUUGAUGCAGGAAUGAAACUGGGAACAAAUCAUCCAAUGGGUCCUCUAGAGCUUGCAGAUUUUAUUGGAUUGGAUGUCUGUGUGUCCAUUCUGAAAGUUCUUCAUGCUGGCCUUGGGGACAAUAAAUAUGCUCCCUGCCCCAUCCUUGUACAGUAUGUUGAUGCAGGUCGUCUUGGAAGAAAACGAGGUAUUGGGGUAUACGACUACCGUCAAAUGCUUGGAUCAGUAAAACCCUCAUCCAAACUUUGAACUAUGGGCGUUUCCGGAAUAUCUAAUAGCCAUUGUCUAUAUGGUACAUUGUGGUUCACUUGAAAUAAUCGUGCAACACAUUUCUAAAGGGGCAUUUUCAAUCUUGACCUGCCAAAUAUAAAGCUUGAAGGUUCCGAGUUUAAGAGAGAUCUUACAAAAAUCAAUGGGAAAGAGGAUCUUCAUAGGCAUGUACACUGGUUGUGGAUUGUAUUACUUUUUUCUUUUAAUAACACAAUUCCCCCAGAUUAUUGCAUUUUCCCCUUGUUCAUUUUAAUUAUUUUCAUGGUGGAGGCAAUGCCAGGUAAAUAUGCACUCCAUCUAACUACACAUUUCACUGUAAAAUAUAGUAAAUCCGACUAUACAUUUUUGCUGUAAGUUUCUGUAACCACACCUUUGAUUUGAGAUAGAAGCAUUUUUCUCCA